Messenger RNA from Adineta ricciae, 963 nucleotides. The record is from the annotation of a GenBank genome assembly. Lineage: Eukaryota; Metazoa; Rotifera; Eurotatoria; Adinetida; Adinetidae.
AUGUCUUCAAUAGAAGAUGUCCUCAAUAUAAUUCAAAUGAUUUUUUCCCGAUAUUUGUUACCAAUUUGUUUAUUUUUUGGAAUAUUUGGCAAUAUUUUCAAUAUAUUCAUAUUUCUUGCAAAAAAAUUUCGUUCAAAUAGUUGUUCGAUAUAUUUUCUCGGUACAUCAUUUACAAAUCUAUUCAUAAUUAUCUUUGGAAUCAUUCCAAGUAUCUCAUCAUCGUAUAUAACUGAUCCAUCUUUAUAUUUAACAUGGGCAUCUUGUCUUGAUCAAUAUUUCUUUUCUUCAGUUAAACCUUAUCUACGGCGAUUAAGUAAUACAAAGUUCGCUUUAAAAAUGCUUUUAAUCGUACCGAUUUGUUGGUUAAUUAUUCCAAUUCAUAUGUUAAUAUUUAUGAAUGUUCAAAUUCCUUAUGUUAAAUGUGGAACAUCGGGAGUGUAUAGUUUAGUUUAUGCAAUAUAUUCAUUUCUAUGUUCAUCGACGCCUCUGAUUUUGAUGAUCAUUUUCUCUUUAUUAGCAUUUUCAAAUAUUCGACAAAUCAAUCAUCGUAUUGUUCCAGCAAUGAACGUUACAAAUCAUAUUCAUAUGAAAAAUUAUGAUCGACAAAUUAUAUUGAUGUUAAUAUUCACUGUUUGGAUUUAUUUCAUUUCGAAUGUUCUUCAUCCAACAAAUACACUUUAUAUGUAUUUAACAACAGUUUCCAAAGGUCAACCACCGAAAAGUUCAUCGAGAAUUGCAAUUGAAGGUUUUGUUACUUAUCUCACUUGGGGAUUUUUCAUUUAUAUAAAUUCAUGUUCAACAUUUUAUAUCAACAUUUGUGUCUCGAAAAUCUAUCGAAUGAGAUUUGUUUAUCUUUUAAAAACUACUUUCAAUUAUUUGAAGAAUGGUCAAAUAAUUCCCGAGCCCAAUACGACUAAUCACCUUGGUAUUUCAACAGCAAUGAAAAUAAUUCGACCAAAUUAA